GGGCUUUCCCUCUUCCCCCCCCUCCCCACAGCCGGGCUUGGCUCACCAGUAACGCUGGGACUGUGCGACUGUCCCAGCCCCGAGCCCUUUCCUCACGUGCCCCGUAACACCCACAAACACGAGACCCUCGGGGAGGGGGGGGACACACCCCCCUCAUUGAUGGGGACACCCCUUUGCCACACACCGUCCCCCCAGUUUACACUGGGAAGGGCGUUUAACCUCACUGGGAUCUGCAGCAUGACCGACUGGGAGACGGCCCCCGCCGUCACCGAGACCCCGGACAUCAAACUCUUCGGCAAAUGGAGCACUGACGACGUGCAGAUCAACGACAUCUCCCUCCAGGAUUACAUCGCUGUGAAGGAAAAAUAUGCCAAGUACCUGCCCCACAGCGCCGGGCGUUACGCGGCCAAGCGUUUUCGUAAAGCCCAGUGCCCCAUCGUCGAGCGACUCACCAAUUCCAUGAUGAUGCACGGCCGGAACAACGGCAAGAAAUUAAUGACCGUGCGCAUCGUUAAGCACGCCUUCGAGAUCAUCCAUCUGCUCACCGGGGAGAACCCCCUGCAAGUCCUGGUUAACGCCAUCAUUAACUCCGGACCCCGCGAGGACUCGACCCGCAUCGGCCGCGCCGGCACCGUCCGUAGGCAGGCUGUAGACGUGUCCCCGCUGCGCCGCGUCAACCAGGCCAUCUGGCUGUUGUGCACCGGAGCUCGCGAAGCCGCUUUCCGCAACAUCAAAACCAUCGCCGAGUGUUUGGCCGACGAACUCAUCAACGCUGCCAAGGGCUCUUCCAACUCCUACGCCAUCAAGAAGAAGGACGAGCUGGAACGUGUGGCCAAGUCCAACCGUUAAAAAGCCACCGUUGUCCCCCCCCCCCCCAAAUAAAAUUCACUUUCUCUGUA
Molecule: messenger RNA, 899 nt
Organism: Tyto alba (common barn owl)
Lineage: Eukaryota; Metazoa; Chordata; Aves; Strigiformes; Tytonidae
Gene: RPS5
Product: ribosomal protein S5
Exons: 6
Coding region: 160-849 (229 amino acids)
Biological process (GO): translation; ribosomal small subunit assembly
Cellular component (GO): ribosome; cytosolic small ribosomal subunit
Molecular function (GO): structural constituent of ribosome; rRNA binding; mRNA binding
Source: RefSeq, a predicted model, not a curated record